Prunus armeniaca (apricot) is the source of this 1896-nucleotide messenger RNA. The record is from the annotation of a GenBank genome assembly. Lineage: Eukaryota; Viridiplantae; Streptophyta; Magnoliopsida; Rosales; Rosaceae.
AUGCCAGUCGUGGUCCUGAGAUGGGUUUCCAACUCCAACCAAAUGAUGCUAGUGUUAUCACUAAUAUUGUAUUGUAUGUUGUCAAUAGUGCUAGUGUCCUCGUCUGAAGCUCAGACAGAAACUGGAGGAGGAGGAGGAGGAGGAGGAGGAGGAGGAGGAGAAGGAGGAGGAUCCCCUGUUUGCGCAGAAGCAGAUAGAGCUUCCCUUGUGAGCUUCAAAGGCAGAAUCAUCAAGGACACAACAGGAAUUCUUUCUUCAUGGAUAGGCAGAGACUGCUGUGGAGGAGGUUGGGAAGGUGUUGAGUGCAAUCCAGCUGGGAGGGUUACUGUGUUGCAGUUGCAGAGACCAGCUACAGCUAUUGGUGAUGCUGCUGCAGAUAGAGACUCUGGCCUUUACAUGAAGGGCACUCUCUCCCCUUCUCUGGGCAAUUUGAAUUUCUUGGAGGUAAUGGUAAUCAGUGGAUUCAAGCAAAUCACAGGUCCAAUUCCUGAGAGCUUCUCUAAUCUCGCCCACCUCACCCAAUUGGCCCUUGAAGACAAUUCCCUCGGAGGGAACAUUCCUCCAGGUUUAGGUCAUUUGUCCUCCCUCCAAAGCCUCUCCCUCAGCGGCAACCGUUUCAGGGGUCAGAUUCCCCCAACCCUAGGCCAUCUCACCAAUCUCGUCCAAAUCAAUUUAAAAAGAAAUUUCCUCACUGGUCCAAUCCCUCCCACUUUUCAAAAUUGUCAUGCUUUGCAGUAUCUUGAUCUCAGCUUCAAUAUGUUGUCCGGCCUCAUUCCAGAUUUCAUUGGUGGCCGCUACUUACCAAACCUCACUUUGAUUGACCUCUCCAAUAACCAGUUUUCUGGUCAGAUGCCGAUUUCCCUCUUCAGCUUGCCCAAGCUUUUGGACCUCUCUCUGAACCAUAACCAGCUGACCGGCAUAAUCCCAGUCCAGGUGGAGGGUCUCAAAUCCCUUACCAGUCUUUCAUUGAGCUCCAAUCGCCUUACCGGCCACAUUCCCAUUUCCAUUUCAAGGUUGCACAACCUCUGGUACCUAAAUUUAUCUGCCAAUGGGCUUUCAGACCCUCUUCCCUCUACCCUUGCCACGGGCAUUCCUUCUCUCUUGUCAAUAGACUUGUCUUACAACAAGCUCAGUUUGGGGAAAGUUCCAGAUUGGAUCAGGAGCAGACAGCUUCGAGAUGUUCAUCUUGCCGGCUGCCAGUUAAGCGGAACCCUCCCAAGCUUUGCAAAGCCUGAUUCUUUCAACUCCAUUGACCUCUCUCAUAAUCAUUUUACUGGUGGAAUUUCAAACUUGUUGACCAACAUGUCAAGCCUGCAGAACCUCAACCUCUCCAACAACCAACUCAAGGCUGAUCUUUCAGAAAUCAAGUUGCCCGACACCCUUUCUUCCCUAGAUGUACACGCAAAUCAGCUCACCGGAUCUCUCUCAGGGUCGACAGGAAUCUUAAAUGACAGGGCAAGCAGCUUUUUGGAGUUCGUAGAUGUAUCCAACAACCAAAUUUCUGGCGGCAUCCCAGAGUUUAGGGAAGGCUUGAGGCUGAAAGUGCUCGACGUAGGAAGCAACAAGAUCGCUGGUCCCAUCCCCAACUCAGUUUCAAACCUGGCUCAACUUGAGAGGUUUGAUAUAUCAAGAAACCAGAUAACAGGCACCAUCCCCACAAGUUUGGGGUUGCUGGUGAAGCUUCAAUGGCUUGACGUGUCCAUCAAUGGGCUCACUGGAAAGAUUCCAAACAGCCUACUGGGGAUUGAACGUCUCAAGCACGCAAGCUUCAGGGCAAACAGGUUGUGUGGGGAGAUCCCACAAGGGAGACCAUUUAACAUUUUUCCUGCAGCUGCCUAUCUGCACAAUUUGUGCCUUUGUGGCAAGCCUAUGCCUCCUUGCAGGCAGAGCCAGUAA